Messenger RNA from Cladocopium goreaui, 5455 nucleotides. The record is from the annotation of a GenBank genome assembly. NCBI's taxonomy places the organism in Eukaryota, Dinophyceae, Suessiales, Symbiodiniaceae.
GAACACCGUUUCCAUCAAGGAAACACCGCUGCAAAUUUUGCUCGCAGAAAGGAAUGGUUACUAUGAUGCAGGUAUCGUGCCUUUGUUUCUGCAUCGGGUCUUGUCAAUUGCGCUAACUUCGGCGGAGUGGUUGGCAAUAUUGCACGAGACGAUUUCUACAAUAGCUCCAGCAAUGUCUCUGGAUGGAGAGGAUGACAGCUUGAAUGCCGCGGUUGACUUUUGGCGCAACUUUGGGAAUUGCGCGACUGCUGAUGUUGGGGCGAUGUUGCUGGAAGAUAUUUCCAGGUUUACUGUCGCACGUGCCGUGGUAAAGGCUGGGACAGCUCUAUUGGCAUCCAGCAGAAUUUUUUUCCACAACUUGUAUCAGGAUGUUGCCAGCCGAAGCCCUGGAGAGUUCAAGUUGACAAUCCACAGCUACAUUCAAGAUGCCACGAACUCCGGUAUUUUGAAAGGAUCGAAACUGGCAGCUUUGAUCCUUCGCAGUGCAUACUUGCGUGACUAUGUGGCCAAUGCAGCCGAUGGAUGUGAAGAUGAAACCUAUGACUUUGAUGAUGCGCGGAAUUUUGAUUUUACAUCAUGGUUCGAGACCAUUGUGAGGGUCGCGGACAUCCUCCCUGUUCAUGGCAGUGAUUCUGCGGUCACUGCAGCCCAAACUUUGAAACAUUUGGAAGGACCCAACGAAUGCGGGGCCAGAAAGAUAUUGGCAGCAGAUGUUGCCGACCAGCCCAACACAUUUUUCGCAGAUUUCACGUGCUUAGAGCACUCGCAGCAUUUAGUGUCACUCUCAUGCCUGAAGGCUGCAGACAGGAUGGACAAUUUAAUGCACGCAGCAUCGGGCUACAAUCGCAAGAUCACUGUGCCAAUGGGCCGUGGGAUAACCAUUCUCUUUGCACUGGCUGCGGAUCACGCACGUCACUUCAGUGCCUUGAGCCUUUGUGGUCGUAACGUUCGGUUGUUCAUUACCUUGCGGGGUGUGGCUGGCAUGGUUCAGCCUGACGUGCAGGCUUCUGAGCGGCUUAACAAAAUGUUAAGUCUCUUCGGACAGCGAUGCCCUUCCGGAUCACUCGAUCUGUGUACGGCCAGAGCUUGCAUGAAGCAUUUCCUUGGUGUUAAUGGCUAUGGGCUUGGUGGAAAGAGAAGGUUUUCAGACGUGAAGGAAACUGCAAAACAUCUCUUUGACGAGUGUGUAUCAGGAUGGCCGCUCAUAGAGGACGUGGAUAAGCUCGAAAACCGUUUUGCCCCUGCUGAAACUCGCUCAGACCUUCUCAGCUUGAGUGACGCAAAUAAAAAGUACAGAGAAUGUGAUCCCUUUUUCCAGCCGCGAGUGACCCCCGCAACACUGUGGGCAGCAAGUAUGAAUUCCAAACUAUCCAAGAGACGUGCCCAGCGAAAGUUCAGCUACUGCGUAGAUGGUCUUCCUGCAAUCUCUUUUGUGAUGUCACCGAAAGGCAUUGAUGACGCAGUGUGUGCGCCAUUGAUUUUUCUGGUCACUGACAAAGUCCGAACAGCCAUUCAUUUGGUGGCAUUCAGACGACAGACCCAAGCGGAUGCAACUGCAAACGGUCCCUUCAAAUAUGCAAUUCACACGCCAUGGUCGUUUACAAAGAGCCAUGAUGCUCUUCUACGUUUCUACAACCUGUUGAAAGAUGAUCAAACAACGAUUUCAGCCGUGGAAUUUCUGGUGCGUGUUCAUAAUGAUGCAACUUUGGAGCCGAUCGAUGGUACUUCAACAACACUGUUGACAUUUCAGCGAAUGGACCAUGCUUCCAAGACAACAUUCACGGCCCUUGCUGAUGAGACGGACCACAACACUGGUGAUGGUGACGACUCAGACGGUCCGGGUUCCGAUGACGAUGACGAUGAUAACUCUGAGCCUCAAGGGUUUCAUGAGCUUUCUUCUUUGAUGCAACAAUUUCGAAGUGAGAAUCCUGAACGGCAACCUGAAUUCAAUGUCAAUCUUGAUGACCCCGUCGACGCGUUGAAUGAGUUUGUUGAAGACGCCGAUGCAGAAGACUGCUCAAAUUUGAAUGUGCCUGACAGUGAGUUAGCCCGCCAGUCUGCUGCCAAGUCUUUGGGUGAAUCUGACAUGGAAGGUGAUGCUGAUGCUGAUGAAUGGAUCAACGAACAAAUGUCGCAAACCCUGGAAAAGGAGCGGUGCCAGUUUGAAUCAGAGAUUGCCGGAAAGGCUUUGAAAACAGGCGCCAACAUUCAGGGCCAGAACUUCAUGGAAAUUGCAGAAUCCGUUGUUGCAGAGCCUCGAACACAGAUCACAGUGAGUUUUGACGUUUUGAGUCUUGUGGUGGAGUCCUUGUACAUUAAAGAAGGUGCUACCGAGGAAGAAGCGAUGGUCGAAGCAUCAUUGCAUAGCAAGCAUGGGCUCGGCGUGAUGGGUAACCAUGAGGAGGAGACUGAGGAUGGUUUGGACACCAAUCAGGGCCCAAUGGCCACAGCAAGGCCCACAUCUGGGUCAUUGCAAGCGUCUGCUGUAGAUGUGAAAGCCUUCUGUCCGCUCAACAUUUUGUGUUUGCUCGAUUUUGUUGGCAGACAGCAGGUUUUUUCUGAGCAGCCGAGCUUGAGUUCAAUUGACAUCCGAAAUGGCACACAUCAUGUGGCUUUUCUGGUGGAAGGGGCAUUGAUUGCAUGGGCCAAGGAAACCUUGGCUGCAGCCGCGAUUUUGCAGGACGCGCAUUCAGCCAGACAAAGCCACGGUCGUUUUACCCGGGACAACCGCAACCUUGCUUUGGCUAUUUUGGACCUGCCUUCCUUAGGAUUUGCUCUUUGUGCUCUUCAAUCAUUCAUUCUUCAAGCAGUGCGGAGGCAAGCUGUGAUUGUCCCAUCAGACCAGGAACAGGAACAGGAACCACAUGAACGCUCUGACGCUGAGGACACCGUUGUCAUGUCUGAGAUCACCAGUAUUACUGGGCAUAUUCGUUCGGAUGAUUCGAAUGGUCAAAACCGAGAGGCCAUUGGUGAAGACCAGGAGCCUGUUGAUUCGCCGUUCGAUAUUAGUCUUCUUUUCUCUGCAGAUGAGGAAAAUGAUGAAUAUGAUGAACGCGGCCCGGAGAUUGCGGCGGACCCGGAUGGGAAGGAUCGGUCUGCCAAGGCUCAACGGACCCAUUUGUCUUUUCUGUUUCAGUUUCACUUGCGCAGUUUAGGUUCAUGGCAGCUUUCUGGUGCCAUGAGGAACUUUGCGUGCAGGGUGUUGAAACCCAAUCAUGAGUUCUACUUGGUGGAGUCAGGGCUGAAAGAUUCCAAUCGACGUGGUGUGUGGAGAAUUUGGGCCAAGGCCAUGUUCACAGGCAACACCUUUGUGACGCACGAAAAUCUUGAGGAACACUUCUCUCAACAUCGUUUGACACGGAAGGAAUAUGAUUCCCUCAGCAGCAAAUGGUCCACGGACAAAGGUGGAUUCACCAUGUGGGGAGUGAAGAUCAUAGAGACAAUGGUCAAGACGCCGAUGUAUGUUGCUGCGAAGGGUGGUGAGGAAACUUGGAUGUCAUUCACAUUGGCCAACACAUGUGCAAACAUUGACGAUGUGCAUGCGCAGGGAAGCCCUUCUGUCGCAAAACGUGGUCGGGACAGUCGCAAGCCCCCUGGUGCCCUUGGAGACAUCACCAAUUUCGUCCAUGUGAAGGAGAAGACCCCACCAGUGCCAAACGAGAUUGAGAAGCCGAUGAGAUUUGAACGCCAAGAGCAUGUGGAAGAUGCCAAGAACAAACAAGUUGAUGACUUUGACACCCUAUCUGACGCAUUGGCAGCUACGAUGACUGAUUGCUACCCAGACCUAUUUCCCGAUGAUGCUCGACGAGAAUGCACCGGUCAUGAUGCUGCAUCAGUGAUAGGUUUGCGUUUGGACACAGCAGCACUUGAGAAAUCUGAGGGCCAACCCGGGAACUUUGAGGUGUCAGAUAACCAAGUUCAAGCUGGUCCUCAUGCUCAUGCUCCAGACCCAGCGGUUCCAGGUGGUGAUGACCCCGGUGUGGCAGUGAGUUCUGGGAAGGGUGUUGACAAAGGCAGUGCAACCCAGCAGCAACAUCACCAACCCGGCCAACUUGGUUCUGGUGCUGAUAUGGGAUUUUUUGGUGGUAUCAGCGAUGACGAUGCUGCGGCUGCGGCUGCCCCAACAUUGCUGGACCCUUCGCAAGCCACGGCCCCUGCUUCUUUUGCUGAGAUUGCCGUCAAUCGCACUAUCCCUGUGCCUGCCGCCAAUACACCUGAACCUGAACCUGACAAUUUCGUCAAGGGGCUGUCACAUGUUAGGCGCAAGGUUUCCAACAUGAAGGAAAACUUUGAGUUCUUCAAGCAUGCUGUGGAUGAGGUGUGUUCUGAUGGUGAGCCGAUUCGAUCAUCAUUCCGAGAUGGUUUCAAGCUCACAGACAACGACUUUUUGGACCCAGUGGAGUUGCAAGCAGGAAUCAGCAACCUUUCAAUCUCUACAUCCUACUCGGGUGUUGGGGCGCCAGAAGUAUGUGCACACUUGCUCAAGAACGAGGUGGAAUCCAAGUUAGGUCACAAGAUAUCAUCUCCCGAAAUCUACUUUCAGAUGGAAUAUGAUGAGGCAUGCCGCAGUGAACUUUCUUUGCUGGACAAGGUGACAGAUCCUGAACAAUCUACUUGUUUGUUUGGUGAUCUAUGUGACUUCUACGUGGAUUCACUUCAGGAUGUCGUGAAACAUUUGAUGCAGAAGCCAGAUCUGGCUCUGGAGAUUCUUGCAAAGAUGAUCACAACCGGAGAAGCAGUGAAAUCUUCUGCCUAUUGCUACAAGCACAAGAAGGUCUGCGAACUGAGAAUGGCUCUGCUUCAGCUGGCAGGCACAUCCUGCACAGCCUAUGCCCCUUGUGGCAACCAGAAGGGCAUCCAGGAUUCUACGAUUCUGGCCUUUCUUGCCUGGUGCGCCUUGAGGGUUUUGCUACAGGAGCCGCUCAUAUUGCACGAAAACUCGGAUCGAUUUCCCAUUGAGCUACUGUUCCGUUUGUUGGGCCAUUUGUAUCACAUUGACUCAACCAUUGUCGAAGCUUUGAAAUAUGGAGGUGGUGUGCGCAGAAAGCGAAGGCUCACCAGGUUGAUCCACAAGGGCAAGGUUCUCUCGAUGGACAACCCGGGGUUCCUUCGUUUUGAUGAACGGUUCCACAGGGAUUGCCACAUGGCAUGGAAGGCUUACUACUGCCAGCACUUGAUGGACGACUCAACAUCUAAGGCAGAGUUGGAGGAAGACAUGAAGUGGAGUGCAUCCAGGGCUGCUGUGGUUCGAUAUCGUGCAAGCAGUGCAAGCACAAGUGUGGCGAUGAUGAUGAUGCCACCAGAGCACGAUCCUAUGGCAGAUGGCUCAGCGGGAGAGAAGCUCUUUUGGCCCAAGCAUUUCCUGUUCACCCCGAACUACACAAGGACUUGUGCAAGCACCAUCUUUGCCUAUCAGGGGACUUCAUGCGAUACGAAAGGGAUUGAAGCGCAAUGA